AUGUGCACGAAGCUCCAAAAGAAGAAGAAGAAUCAUCAAUUCCAGAGGCAUGAUCUGAGCCAUGACAGAAGAAGAGACAGUUGCAAUUAUGAAAUCCUAAGCAGUCUAAGUUUACCCGAUGAGAUCCUUUUGCGCUUUAUUUCCUUGAACGCAUUACAAACUAUAGCUCUUUCGACUCGAUGGAGAGGUUUUUGGAACAGGGUUGCUUUGCUAAGACAUGGUACUAUCGAAGAUAUUGACUGUGCUGCAAAAAAACUUCAUCUCGAUUUCUCCAAGGGGGAACCAGAAAUUCCGAAACAGUUUUUCUGGAAUUUAGUAUUGAAUAGCGUAGACCCUACCUACCAGCCUCCUUCCUACGCCAACUUUGUCAGAAGUCUUAAUUUAACAUCUGUGAGCUAUCUUACCAAGGAAAUUGUUUCUUCUCUGGUUUCAAACUUUCAAUCCCUUGAAAGUUUAACAAUUGCAAGGUGUGAGGGGUUACUAUCUUUGCGUGUUGAUGUUCUGUCAAAGCUCCUGAAUUUGACUAUUCUGGACUGUCCUCAACUCAUAUGCCUUUAUAUUGAAUCCUAUGAACUUCAAUCUCUUCGUUAUCGAGGGCCACUUUGCUGCUUUUUACUCCGGGGUGUGGUUGAUUUAGCAGAUGCCAUGCUUGAUUUCAGAUCUGGCCCAGGGUAUGAUCACUAUAAGUACAAGCAUUUUGAUCCACUGGUAGAAGCCGCAGGAGAUGUGGAAACCCUUACACUAUGUGGAUGGAUUUUUAGGGCAGUUAUCCUCCCACCACCAUCAAUAGAAUUCUCUGAACUCAAAGAUUUAUGGAGGAUAGAUAAUUCGAUGGAAGAACACAAUAUUGAAGCCUUGUUCACCUUUCUAACAGCAUGUCCUUCACUGAAAAGGCUGUUCAUAACUAUUGACCCUACAAGCUACCCCCCACCAAGCUCUUUGUCAAAGUGCUACAAUAAAUUAGGUAAGCAAGCAAAACUGCGGCAUCUCAAAGUGGUUAAAUUGGAAGGAUUCACAGAGGAUGAGAAUGUAAUUCUUUUGAAGGAGCUUUUGCUUGAGGUAUUCAAUGUGGAGCCACGAAUCAUAGUAGCAACAAAUGGGAGCUACCCUCGGACUAUAAUAAAGAUUCCAAAGCAUCAAAGGAAGAACAAUUAGAAAAUGGUGGAACCAAAGUCAGAAAGGUGGAAGUUCCUAUACAAGUUUGUGGAAGAACUUGAAAACAACACUGGGUUGUAUUCAAAACAUGCUCACUUUGAUUUGUAGAUACAAUUGUUUUAUUCACGAAACUAUAGUAUACACAGCUGGGCAUAUGCUUUUGUGGGUAAGGUUGUAGGGCUGGCAACUGUAUUGAUUCAACAGGCAGAAUUGUUGUGCAGGGUGGUGUUAGGGUACUGUAAUAAAGACUGUAUAAUUAAAUAGCUUAUUAGACACUUGCGAAUUUCCAAAUGAUUAUGCAAAUACAGUACACGAACAUCACCA
Molecule: messenger RNA, 1479 nt
Organism: Ilex paraguariensis (yerba mate)
Lineage: Eukaryota; Viridiplantae; Streptophyta; Magnoliopsida; Aquifoliales; Aquifoliaceae
Source: the annotation of a GenBank genome assembly